Messenger RNA from Melanotaenia boesemani (Boeseman's rainbowfish), 870 nucleotides. RefSeq lists its product as uncharacterized. The coding region runs from base 1 to 870 and encodes 289 amino acids. NCBI's taxonomy places the organism in Eukaryota, Metazoa, Chordata, Actinopteri, Atheriniformes, Melanotaeniidae. The record is from RefSeq and is a predicted model, not a curated record. The transcript is spliced from 2 exons.
AUGCAGCAUGGAGGAAAAAGUGAUAAGAAAAGAGGAACAGCUGCCCAGGACAAACAAGCAGGUGAAGAGGAGGAGGACAAUGGAGCUUCUGGAGUGAUUGAGAGCACUGAGGGUGAAGAUGGUAAGGAGCCAACUAUGGCAGACUUGGUUUCAAUCCUUCAGGCUAAUAUGGCUCAACAGGAGGCCCGAGAAGCAAGGCAAAAGGAGGUAACUGAACGCCAGGAGCAGAGAUUUAAAACACUCCAACACCAGUUCCAGCUUCUCCAGUUGGAGGUUCAGGCCCGAACAUCUUCACUUCAGGAUGCUGUACCAGGUAACCCAGAUUUAUCAGAAACGGAGAGUUUACCAUCUACAGCUAAGCCCCUGGGCAAAGCUGAUUUCAUGUUACCUUCAUCAGGUCAGAUGUCUUCACAUCAUGAGCCCAGACUUGAGAAAUUAACUGAUAAUGAUGAUAUUGAACAUUUUCUUAUCACAUUUGAACGUAUGGCAUUAGCAUAUCGAUGGCAAAAGUCAGACUGGGUGUUUCGUUUAAUACCAUUGCUAACUGGAAGGGCAAGAGGUGCUUAUGUGCAUAUGGCCAUUAAUGACUCUCUUGACUAUAAUAAAGUAAAAGCUGCCAUUCUUUCUAAGUUUGACAUUAACCCUGAGACUUACAGGCAGCGGUUCCGUUCUACAGAGGUUAACUCUGAUGAAAGCCCCAAGGAGUUGUAUGCCAGACUUAAGGAGCUUUAUGGUAAAUGGAUCCAACCUAAAGAGCUCCAGGUCUGGAUUCGGGAGCAGGACCCAGGUUCUGCAGUGGAAGCUGCAAGGUUGGCAGACAUCUUUGUAGCAGCCCAGAAGAAAGGUCAGCCGUGGAGUUAUAGUGCAUAG